AAUGGGCUCUUUCUCUUGCAGCUGGACGACUGCACGCUGCAGCUCUCCCACAACGGCACCUACCUGGACUUGGAGGCCACCCUGGCCGAGCAGCGGGACGAGUUAGAAGGCUUCCAGGAUGACGCUGGGCGGGGCAAGAAGCACAGCAUCAUCCUGAGGACGCAGCUGUCCGUGAGGGUCCACGCCUGCAUCGAAAAACUGUACAACUCCAGUGGACGAGAUUUAAGAAGGGCCCUUUUCUCCCUGAAGCAGAUAUUUCAGGAUGACAAGGAUUUGGUGCAUGAAUUUGUAGUGGCUGAAGGCCUGACGUGUUUGAUCAAGGUGGGAGCUGAGGCCGAUCAGAACUAUCAGAACUACAUUCUGAGGGCUUUGGGCCAGAUUAUGUUGUAUGUGGAUGGGAUGAAUGGAGUAAUAAACCACAAUGAAACCAUUCAGUGGCUGUACACGCUCAUCGGGUCAAAGUUCCGCCUGGUGGUGAAGACAGCCCUGAAGCUGCUGCUGGUCUUUGUGGAGUACUCGGAGUCCAACGCGCCUCUUCUGAUUCAGGCCAUUUCUGCGGUUGACACAAAAAGAGGAGUCAAGCCCUGGUCAAACAUCAUGGAAAUCCUGGAGGAAAAGGAUGGGGUCGACACGGAGUUGUUGGUUUAUGCAAUGACGUUAGUGAAUAAGACCUUGUCAGGAUUGCCAGACCAAGACACCUUCUACGACGUGGUGGACUGCCUGGAGGAGCUGGGCAUCGCGGCUGUGUCCCAGCGGCACUUGAGCAAGAAAGGGACUGACCUGGACUUGGUGGAGCAGUUGAACAUUUAUGAGGUGGCGCUCCGGCACGAGGACGAGGACAGCGAUGAGACAGCGGAGCCGCCCCCCAGCGGGCGGCGGGACCGGAGGAGGGCCAGCGUGUGUUCCGGCGGCGGCUCGGGGGGCGAGCAGCGGGGCCUGGACCGCAGGCGCAGCCGCAGGCACUCCGUGCAGAGCAUCCGGAGUCCUCUGUCCGCUCCCUCCAGCCCCUGCUCCACCUCGGCUCCCGGCUUCAAGUCCAGUCAAGUGCGAGAUCUCCGCGAAAAAUACAGCAACUUUGGCAACAACUCUCAUCACUCCUCAAGGCCCUCGUCUGGAUCCAGUGUGCCCACCACCCCCACGUCAUCUCUGUCACCGCAGCAUGAGGCCAGGCUGGAAAGGUCAUCACUGAGUGGUCUUCUCACAUCAUCGUUUAAGCAGCACCAAGAGUCCUUGGCAGCGGAGAGAGAGAGGCGGAGACAGGAGAGAGAAGAAAGGUUGCAGAGGAUAGAACGGGAGGAAAGAAACAAAUUCAAUCGAGAGUAUUUAGACAAAAGAGAGGAGCAAAGACAAGCAAGAGAAGAAAGAUACAAAUACUUGGAGCAGUUGGCAGCUGAGGCGCAUGAGAAGGAGCUGAGAAGCCGGAGCGCGAGCCGGGGCAGAGCUGACCUCUCCUUGGACCUGACCUCACCGGCAGCCCCAGCCUUCCCCGCCCCCCUGAGCUGUAGCCCUUCGUCUCUAGAUUCACAGGAGGCUCUCAAGGUUUCAUCCUCCUCCCCAGGAACACCUCAGCCUCCCCAAGGUGAGUGCGGGGAGAGGAGAGGGACACUGAUGGGCAGCACGUUGGAGAGGGAGGACAAGGAGGACAGGCGCUCCCGGGACGGCGGGGCCGGUUUGUGGUCCACGGGUGUUCAGGAUGCCGGAGUAAAUGAGCAGUGUGGCGACAUCCUCACCAGCAAACGGUUCAUGCUGGACAUGCUGUAUGCCCAUAACAGAAAGCCCACGGAUGACGAGGAGAAAGGGGAGGGCGAGACCAGGAGGCCUGAGCAGGGGGCGGAGGCGGUAGCCAGCCUGGCCAGUAGGAUAUCCACCCUGCAGGCCAACGCUUUCGUCCAGGAUGAGAGUGUUAGGAAGGUGGACGUUGACUGUCUGGACAAUCGGGGCAGCGUGAAAGCCUUUGCUGAGAAAUUCAAUAGCGGGGACCUAGGGAAAGGGUCCAUCUCCCCCGAUGGCGAGCCCAAUGACAAGGUCACCGAGAAGGCGUCUGAGCAGCCGAAGACGGAAUCUGACUACAUCUGGGACCAGCUCAUGGCCAAUCCGAGGGAGCUCAGAAUCCAAGACAUGGACUUCACUGACCUGGGGGAGGAGGAUGACAUCGACGUCCUGGACGUGGACCUGGGUCACAGGGAGGCCCCAGGGCCCCCUCCUCCGCCCCCGCCCACCUUUCUGGGUCUGCCGCCCCCGCCCCCUCCGCCCCUGCUGGACAGCGUGCCUCCCCCUCCAGUCCCUGGUAAUUUAUUGGCUCCUCCUCCAGUGUUCAAUGCUCCUCAGGGCUUAGGGUGGCCCCAGGUACCCAGGGGCCAGCCAGCAUUCACCAAGAAAAAGAAGACCAUCCGUCUGUUCUGGAAUGAAGUGCGGCCGUUCGAGUGGCCGUGUAAGAACAACGGCCGCUGCAGAGAAUUCCUGUGGUCGAAACUGGAACCUAUCAAGGUGGACACCUCCAAGCUGGAGCACCUGUUUGAGUCGAAAUCUAAGGAACUGGCCGUCUCCAAGAAAACUGCUGCAGAUGGAAAAAAGCAAGAGAUCAUCGUCCUGGAUUCCAAGAGGAGCAAUGCUAUCAAUAUUGGCCUGACGGUGCUGCCCCCUCCGAGGACCAUUAAGAUAGCCAUUUUGAAUUUUGACGAAUACGCCUUAAACAAAGAAGGGAUUGAGAAAAUUCUCACCAUGAUUCCCACCGAAGAAGAAAAGCAGAAGAUCCAGGAAGCGCAGCUGGCCAGCCCGGAGGUGCCGCUGGGCAGCGCGGAGCAGUUCCUGCUGACGCUCUCCUCCAUCAGCGAGCUCUCGGCGCGCCUCCACCUCUGGGCGUUCAAAAUGGAUUACGAAACUACAGAAAAGGAAGUGGCUGAACCACUUUUGGACCUGAAGGAAGGGAUAGACCAGCUGGAGAACAAUAAAACCUUGGGCUACAUCCUGUCUACUCUCUUGGCCAUUGGGAACUUUCUAAAUGGAACUAAUGCCAAAGCGUUUGAGUUAAGCUACCUCGAGAAGGUUCCAGAAGUCAAAGACACCGUGCACAAGCAGUCGCUUCUCCACCACGUGUGCACCAUGGUGGUGGAAAACUUCCCGGACAGCUCGGAUCUGUACUCAGAGAUCGGGGCCGUCACCAGGUCAGCCAAGGUUGACUUUGAUCAACUUCAGGAUAAUUUAUGUCAGAUGGAGAGACGAUGCAAAGCCUCAUGGGAUCACCUCAAGGCAAUUGCAAAACAUGAGAUGAAACCAGUUUUAAAACAACGAAUGUCAGAGUUCCUGAAAGACUGUGCGGAGCGAAUUAUAAUUUUAAAGAUUGUCCAUAGAAGAAUCAUUAACAGGUUCCAUUCCUUUUUGCUCUUCAUGGGUCACCCACCUUACGCGAUUCGGGAAGUGAACAUAAACAAGUUCUGCAGGAUCAUCAGCGAGUUCGCACUGGAGUAUCGCACCACCAGGGAACGGGUUUUGCAGCAGAAACAGAAACGGGCCAACCACAGGGAGAGAAAUAAGACCAGAGGGAAGAUGAUCACCGAUUCUGGCAAGUUCUCUGGCGGGUCCCCGGCGCCCCCGAGCCAGCCGCAGGGCCUGAGCUACGCCGAGGAUGCUGCUGAGCACGAGAACAUGAAGGCUGUGCUGAAGACCUCGUCCCCCACCGUGGAGGACACCACCCCGGCGCUGGGCGUCCGCAUGCGCAGCCGAGCAAGCCGAGGAUCCGCCAGUUCGUGGACUAUGGGGAUGGAUGACUCGCCUAACGUCACAGACGAUGCGGCUGACGAGAUCAUGGACCGCAUCGUCAAGUCGGCCACCCAAGUGCCCAGUCAGCGCGUGGUGCCGCGGGAGAGGAAGCGCUCCCGGGCCAACCGGAAGUCUCUGCGGAGGACCCUGAAGAGCGGCCUGACUCCGGAGGAAGCCCGGGCCCUGGGCCUGGUGGGCACCUCGGAGCUGCAGCUGUGACCCCCGGGUGCCUGAGGCGUGUGCCCACCUGGACUGCAAGCUCCUGCUGGAAGGAACCCCUCCGGUGGGAGGUGAGGAGACUCUGCAUGAACACCUGAGGUUCUGAAAGUCACGCCCGUGUCUGGGUGUCACCAUGUGGCUGGUGUCACCAUGUGGCUGGUGUCACCACAUGGCUGGUGUCGCUUGCUGGGCCCUGACAUGGACCUUGGAGUCUCCUUCAUGCCCUUUCUUCAUCGUGUCAGCUGUGUUUCUCUUGUUUCCUUGACACCUGGUUUAGUAGUUCCAAAGCGUGACACCUUUUCUGUGCAGGGAACAGCCCCUUUAAGGAGCAGGUCACUUCUGUCACAGCUACUGUGGUCAUGAGGCAGUUUGUUUACGUUCACAGACGGGGGCUCUCCACAACACCAAACUAUCCAGAUGUAAACUCCCAAAUUGUACACAAAGGAAAGCACAGAUUGUUUACCAGUUGUGGAUUUUAGAUGUACUAAAUGUUUAUACAAAUUCAUAAAUGUACACCAUAUUUCAGAUACUAAAUAAACAGAGUUUAAUGCCGUAA
This is a messenger RNA of Vicugna pacos (alpaca), 4534 nucleotides long. The record is from RefSeq and is a predicted model, not a curated record. NCBI's taxonomy places the organism in Eukaryota, Metazoa, Chordata, Mammalia, Artiodactyla, Camelidae.